Messenger RNA from Saccostrea echinata, 4337 nucleotides. RefSeq names its product protein SSXT-like. The coding region runs from base 97 to 1698 and encodes 533 amino acids. The transcript is spliced from 7 exons. The record is from RefSeq and is a predicted model, not a curated record. Gene Ontology annotation, cellular component: nucleus. Gene Ontology annotation, molecular function: transcription coactivator activity. Gene Ontology annotation, biological process: positive regulation of transcription by RNA polymerase II. NCBI's taxonomy places the organism in Eukaryota, Metazoa, Mollusca, Bivalvia, Ostreida, Ostreidae.
GGGCUGUCGCAUAUCGACGCGGACUUCGAGCGAGCACCUGCACCUGCUAAUCAACAUCGAUAUUUAAAAUAUUUUGUUAAACAUACGUAUAUAAAAAUGUCUUUAGCUUUCGUUCAACCACCUCAGAAGAAAGGACCUCCACCAAAUCAAGCAUCUAUUCAAAAGAUGCUUGAUGAAAAUAAUCAAUUGAUACAGACAAUUGUAGACUAUCAGACAAAAGGGAAAGCAUCGGAAUGCAUGCAAUACCAGCAGAUGCUGCACCGGAAUCUGGUUUACCUGGCAACCUUAGCCGACUCAAACCAGAAUCUCAGUAAUCAACUCUUGCCAGCUCUUGGACAGUCAGGACAAGGCAACAUGGCUUCUCAGCAGCCCAAUCCACAGAUGAAUCAGAUGAGGCCUCCAGGAAAUAUCCCAAAUCAGAUUCCUCAAGGUGGAGCACAAGGAUCUGUCAAUCAGUACAUGGGCGGAGCCAGUAUGUCUCCUCCCAACAGUAUGUACUCCCAACAAGGCCCUGUGGGAGCCCCAGGACAAUCCGGUUCUGGGGGCUUCACACAGGGGCCAAUGCAGUCACCGAUGAACCAGCCUAAUAUGGUGCCCCCCGGAAAUUUCAGUCAAGGGCAACAGAAUUAUAAUAUGCAACAUGGCAACUAUGGAAAUCAGCAAGGUGGCCAACCAAUGAUGUCUCAACAACAGUCUGGUAUGACCCAACAACAGCCAAUGAUGUCACAAGGCCAGCAGCCAAUGAUGUCACAGAAUCAACAGCCAAUGAUGUCACAGAAUCAACAGCCAAUGAUGUCACAGAAUCAACAGAUGAUGUCUCAAAAUCAGCAACCCAUGAUGUCACAGAGCCAGCAACAGCCAAUGGGAUCUCAGAAUCAGCAGUCAAUGAUGUCACAGAAUCAACAGCCAAUGAUGUCACAGAAUCAGCAGCCAAUGAUGUCACAGAAUCAGCAGCCAAUAGGUGCACAGAAUCAACAGCAGUCAAUGAUGUCACAGAAUCAACAACAGCCAGUAAUGUCACAAAAUCAGCAGCAGCCAUUGGGCUCACAGGCUCAGCAGCCAAUGAUGCCCUCUCAAGGGAUGAUGUCUGGUGGAAACAGAAUGGCAAAUCAAGGAGGGCAGAUGAUGAAUCAGCAGAUGCCAAUGCAGGGAGGAUAUAAUCGUCAGCGUCCACAACAAGGGCAAUAUCAACAAAAUUACCAAGGUCAACAGCCAUAUAACAACCAGUCUCAGUAUCCACAAGGUCAAGGACAGCAAAAUUUUCCACAGGGUCAUGGUUACAAUCAAAAUAUGCAACCAAAUCAGUAUGGUCCUUAUCAGGGACAAAAUACACCUCAGAGAUACAGCCCAUACAGAGGCCCAGGAGGUCAAAUGAGUCAAGGUCAAAUGCCUAAUCAAAUGUCAGGCCAAGGACAAAUGCCAAACCAGACCCAAAUGGGAGGACCAGGACCUAUGCCUUCUCAGCAAACUACGAUGGGAAACCAAGGUCAGAUGCCAAAUCAAGGUGGUCAGAAUUCAAUGCCAGGUCAAGGGGGGAUGCCAAACCCAAGUCAGGGUGCAAUGCCAGCUCAAGGAGGACCUGGCCCAUCUCCAAUGGGUAACCCUGGUCAGCAGGGUGGACCAAUGCCAAAUCCAGGAAAUCAAAUGCAGGGUCAAGGACAGAUGAAUAACUAUGGAUACCAACAAAAUCAAUUUUAAUCUCACCCGAGCAUUUAAGAUCUUGUAGAAAAAAGAAAAUUGGUUGCAUAGGCCUGGAUUGAUUUUUUGUGGAGUUGCCUAUAUUAAGGAUAUGCAACCGUGAAAAAUGAGAGUUGUGGACAAAAUUUGAACAUGUAUGUAAUUUUUGCUCAGCGGUUAGAAUCAAAGAUCUCAUUUAUCUCACUCUGUUAUAAACUGAGAGUCUGUAAUUCAAAAAUAUCCAUAGUUACCUCAGAUAUACUUGCAUAUAGAAAAUUGCUUUUUGCAGAUACAUGUGACUGCAUUUUUGUAAGCUUAAACUUGCAUGCAUUUGUAUAUAUUUCAUUUACAAUACUUUGGUGCUAUGUAAACUAUUUACUUGUUAAAAAAUUGAAAGGGUCUUCUUUUCAUUUUUUUCUUACACAUACUUGGUACACAGCAAGAAAUCUUCUUUGAAUUUUUCAGAGAACUCAAAUUUUAUUUGAUUUUAUUUAUUCACUAAAAGGAUUUGUCAUUAGAAUGACAGACACUCUGAAAUAAAAAAGAAUUGCUUUCUUUUACUUAACUAAUGUCCUAUGACGGAGUAACUGUCAUUUAUUAAUGUUAGAAUGAUGUUCAGUCAAACCUUGUUAUCUCGAACUCGAUGGGACCUACAAAAAACUGAGAGAUAUUCCGGUUUUUGAGAUAUUGAGGUUAAAAUACAUAGAAAAAGUGAAGUGGGAGCUUCCAACUCACUUCAACAUAUCCAUGGUAUUCAAGAUAUCAGUGUUAGAGAUACCAAAGUUCAACUGUAGCUUAAGUUUUGUAAACAUAAUUAUCAUAAAGAUAUCUUGAGGUUUUGUGCAAAUUGCAUCAUUUUGUUCUUUUUAUACAUGUAAUCAGAGUUUGGUAGAGGUGCUCAGAAAACUGUAGCCAUGUUAUGGUGAAUCUCAUAGUAACUUGUAUCAGUAUAAUUCCUUGCAUCACAUUGAUGUGUUUUUAGAAGUAAUCGAAAACACGAUUCUUACAGAAUCCUUUUAUGAAUGCUUUGUAUGAGAUAGGAGAUUGUUAUAUUGUUGAAGUAUUUCUUUAUUCUGGAAAGUAAAAUAUUGUUUUAUCUGAAGUCAACUAUGUUAGUGCUGAGGUAGGACCAGAAAAAAGAUAUACACUUGUAGUAUUGUGUGAAUGAUCUGUUUAAAUAUUCUAGCCCUUAGAUUGAAUAGAUAGAAUUGAUUGUAUUAUGUUGUGUUCAUGGAAACUAUGUUACUAUUAUAUUUCGUUUAUUAUACAAGAUACUUAGAAUAUAAUAUCAUAGAAUUAUGUUUGCUAUUAGAAAAAAAAAAUAUAGUGACAUGUUGGUCAUUAUUUUAAAAAUACCAGUGGUUUAUGAAACUUCUGCAGGUUUUUUUUAUGGCUAAAAAGACAAAAGUUUCAUAAAAGUUUUUAACUCAAAGUUAAAAUUUAUAAAAAUUAUAUCAUUUAAUUUUAUGAAAUUUCAAAGAAAUGCAGUUAAGAAUAAUCCAUGUACUGUAAAAUCACUUUUGUGGGAUGAGAAAAAAAUGUUGGUUUAUGGGGGUUUUCUUUUUAAUAAGAAAUUUGAUUCUGUGCUCUGAAAUUUUAACAUUUUGCAGAGGAAAUGAAUUAUUACACUGAAAUUGGAUUUUACAUUGUACAAGAAAUUGAAAUGUACAGGGCAAUUUUAUGCCUUAAGUGAAUGAAGCUCUUUAUAUUAUUGGAGGAUGUAAUCUGAAAAAGACAAAAUUGUAUUUAUGUUGUGUUCAUAUUUUGUUUUUGUGUUUGUUUUUUUAAUUGUGUGGUGGUGGUAAAAGAUGUUUAAUUAAUAUCUAUGAAAUUGUAUUGGUUUUAUAGUGUCUUCAAAGGAUUUGUAUUGGAUUAUACACAAACAUAUAGAAAUUUGUUUUAAAAAAACAGCCUGGAAAAUGAGGUUUAUAUAAUCUAACAAAAUUUGGCAUCAAGAAUAGAAUCCAAACAAUUCCAUAGUUCUAAUUUUUAUUACUAUACUGAUAAGACAGAAUGUGUAUCCCAACAAACAAAAGGUUAGGUGGCUAAUAGGGGUUAUUGGGGGGGGGGGGGGGAUUUUAUCUCAAAUUUAUGUGCAAUUAUUGUGACAAAAUUGAGGCACAUUGUGACAUCAUGCAGGCAUGAUAGAAUUCAAAGUUCAGUUUGUUAAAAAUAAUACAUGUAUACAUCUAAACUACAAAUAAUGAAGGUUGUAAAAUCUUAUCUUGAUUGUAUCUACAUUGAUUGGACUUUGAAAUUUUUUUUUUUCCAUAUGGUCUUUCCUUGUUCUUUAAUUAAGAGAAACUGCAAUUCUGCACUUUGUUAAUUUUUUUUCCUGAAAGGUUCUUGUCAUUAUUAUUACAGUAUACAGAAAAUAAUAAGUCUAUUUUGUCUGAAUGCUUUUUGAUCUACAUAUCCAUCUAAAUUAGUGCCAUUCCUGUUGAGAUUAACUUGAAAUUGACACGUUUCAAGUUUGCCAAGACUGGUUACAAAAGGUGUGAAGUUGAAGUUGGGACUUCAUGUGUGAAAGGUGACUUCAUGAACAAACUGUGCUAGAAAAAUCUUUGUCAUUGUUUGAAGGUACAUGUAUUUUUAAAAUAUGUUACAACUGUGUUGUGUAAGGAACUUGUUCUUGUGUAAAUAAAGUUUGUAGAAGAGUA